Messenger RNA from Vicia villosa (hairy vetch), 2318 nucleotides. RefSeq names its product zinc finger CCCH domain-containing protein 16-like. Gene Ontology annotation, molecular function: metal ion binding. NCBI's taxonomy places the organism in Eukaryota, Viridiplantae, Streptophyta, Magnoliopsida, Fabales, Fabaceae. The record is from RefSeq and is a predicted model, not a curated record. The transcript has 10 exons. The coding region runs from base 144 to 1412 and encodes 422 amino acids.
ACUGUAAACUGUGAUGCUAGUUGGGACAAAAGAGCUCAUUUUGGCUAAAUCCACGCGAGCAAUUGAUUGAUUCAAAGCUUAAAAGCGCGCGAGCGAGGGUUUCGUUUUGUUCACAAUCAAGACUCAACAGUAUUCAAUUAACCAUGAAAGAGCUUUGUAGAAAUUUCCAGCGAGGCAGUUGUACUUAUGGAGAAAGGUGUAGAUUUCUUCAUCAACAACCAAAUCAACAGCAGCGUAAAUCUAAUGCUUUUGGAGGUCAGACUAAUUCAUAUCAACAACCCAAUAAAAACCCUUUUGGAUUUGGGUCUGCUGCUGCCUCUGCCCCUAACCAACAGCAGAAGAACAAUCCUUUUGGUUUUGGAUCACAGAAUGCCUCCCAGUCAAAUGGGGCCCCCAAAUCAAACCAAUUCCAGCCUUUUGAAAACAAAUGGAGUCGAACAUCAUCCAAACCCCAGAAUGGCACUCAACGUCCCUCUGAUAACAAUUCCCAAACAGUGAAUCAUAAAUGCACAGAUCCUGAGGUUUGCAAGCGCCAGAUUGCAGAAGAUUUUGAGCAAGAGAAUCCACUUUGGAUACUUACAUGCUAUGGUCAUUGCAAAGGUGCUCCUUGUGACAUUAUUGGAGAUAUUAGCUAUGAAGAAUUACGGGCAUCGGCUUACGAGGAUGCUAAGAAUGGGAUGAGUUUGCCAUUAAUUGUUGAAAAAGAGAGAAACAUACUAAAAUCAAAGUUGGUUGAGUUUGACAAACUACUUUCUGAACCCUACAAAAUGCCUCUGAAUUCUUCUCUUGACAUUCAAAAGUACCAAUCUAAUGGAGGCAAUGUAAAUGCAUUUUCACAAGCUACUCAAAAUAAUAGUCCUUUAUCAGUCUCAAGCUUUAGCCAACUGGGUGCUUCACUGAACACUGGUUUUGAAAGGCCCUCUGCACCACUAGUGACCCCUCCAGCGCAGCCUAAUUCCUUUGGAAGUGGAGGAAACCUUUUCACAUCCAACACAGGAAACCUAUUCGGCAGUGUAAUCUCGGGUGCUCAAAACAACACAGGAAACUCUUUCACAUCCAACACAGGAAACCAAUUCGGCAGUGGAAUCUCAGGUGCUCAAAACAACACAGGAAACGCUUUCACGUCUAACACAGGAAACAUAUUUGGCAGUGGAGUCUCAGGUGCUCAAAACAACAACCCCUUUUCUACUCCAGCGACAAUGUUUCCAGGAUCAACUUCUCAAUUCCAACAACCAUCUAUUGCGUUCAAUAACACUAGCUCCGCCACAAUGCUUCAGACAGCAUCAUCAGAUGUUCAGUUAAAUACGUCCCAAGUGGAGAAUGCGUCUGUAGAUGACAGUAUCUGGUUAAAAGAGAAAUGGAAUCCUGGAGAGAUUCCUGAAGAAGCUCCUCCAGACAGAUUCAUUCGGUAGAGAUCUGUGUACUGCCAUGUGAUACAGAGCAAUUUUGUUGUGAUCGCAUCUGACAUUUUCCAGCUCAAAUUUACCAAAUUUGUUCUAAUUAUGAUUUGUACAUAUCUCUAGUUUCUAAAAAUGAUCGUUGGAUGAAAAUUGUGUUGACAUGAUCACACAUGAUGUCAAGCCAUCACACUUUCUGCCAGUUUAUUAGUGUUUCUAAAGGUGAAAUACACCAUUCAGGUGUUAAGAAUUAUGGGCUGUUUACUGGGUUUCAUCUUUUAAUAUACAUACAAGUCAAACAUGACACUUCAAACAUGACACUUCCUUUUCCCAUUAGAGACAUUCUUGAGUUAUUUUUCAAUCUAAUAGUACAACUGAAACUUUCAUCUAGUUCUACAAACCGCCUUUUAUUUUCUGUCAUGUGAUUUGAGCAACCAGAAUUGAGAAAUCAUAUGUGUCUUUAAUAUCUUGAACUUUGGCAUGAGCCAUUAGGAGUAACUCCUCUUCCUCGUCAAACUCAACAUAGUUUGCUUCCUUAUAUAGACUUGGACAUUCAAAUUGGUAGUGCCCUUGAUUUUGAUACCGAUAACAUACAAUAGCACUUCUAUUUACAAAUAGUUUUGUUCUUCCCCGUCACUUUACAUAGUUAUUACUUCCUCUUUGAAAAUGGCUUCUUCCUCUCCCACGUCCAUAAUGUGUGUCAUGCUCAACUUGCAGAACUUGUUCUUCACUAUGUUUCUCUCUUACUUUUUGCUCAUGAAUAAGUAGAAAACUUUGCAACUCAUCGACAAUUAGAAGAUCAGUGUCCUUAGACUCUUCAAUUGAGCAUACAACAAAGUUGGAGAUUUUUGUCAGAGAUUUAAGUAUCUUUUCAACGAUUUUCACUUCGUUCAUAUUCUCCCCACAAUUACUCAUGCAUUU